Molecule: messenger RNA, 1167 nt
Organism: Pichia kudriavzevii
Lineage: Eukaryota; Fungi; Ascomycota; Pichiomycetes; Pichiales; Pichiaceae
Exons: 1
Coding region: 1-1167 (388 amino acids)
Biological process (GO): DNA damage tolerance; protein monoubiquitination
Cellular component (GO): Rad6-Rad18 complex; nucleus
Molecular function (GO): ubiquitin protein ligase activity; single-stranded DNA binding
Source: RefSeq, a predicted model, not a curated record
AUGGUUGGCAUAGUUCCAGAUGUGUGGGAGGAUGUUUCUGAUCCGAGUGACUGGAAAAAUACAAAGUACCCAGAUUUGGCCAAUCUUGAUUCUUUAAUGAGAUGCCAAAUUUGUAAAGAAUUUCUUCAAGCUCCAGUUUUGACUACCUGUGAUCAUAUAUUUUGUUCUAUGUGUAUUAGAAGGACUAUUUCGAACACGAACAAGUGCCCAAUAUGUUCAGAGGAAACUUAUGAAAGUGGGCUAAGAAAGGUUUUGUUGCUUGACAGUAUUGUCAGGUGGUUUGAAAACAAAAGACCGAGUUUGAUCGAGUCAUUACAAAUUGACCAAAUAGAAGAUUCUGUUGACGAAGAUGGACCUUCAAUAAAGGAGGAACUUAAUAGGAUAAGUGAGAAUGCGGAGGCCUUGGAGACUGCAUCGUCGAGCAGUGAACAAUUAGCUGAGUGUCCUGUUUGUGGGACAUGCAUGAAUGUUAAUGAAUUACAAGAAAAACACAUUGAAGAAUGUUUGGGCAAUGCUCAACCGAGUAGCAAAGAAACAAAAUCUGUACGAAAUAGUCCUAACAAUGUUGUAGGAUAUUUUAAAAUCAAAACUAACGUUACAAACAAUAUUCCUGAAAAUGUACAACUACAAAACAGCAAGAUUAGAAAGAAAAAGAGACUGCCUAAUUUAGAUACUUCAUUGUCGUUCAAUAAAUUAAAAGAAAAAAUGAAUUCAUUGAAGUUACCAGUCAAUGGUAACAAAACAGAACUUGAAAAUCGUAUGAGAGAAUAUAUCAAUUUGUAUAAUUCCAAUUUAGAUUCAAUCCACCCGGUUUCGGAGAGAUUAUUAAUAGAUAAAUUACGGAAAUGGGAAGCUCUAAAUGAUAGGAAGGCUAAUCUGAAAAGUGGGAGAGAUUCCCCGCCUAUAAAUGCCGACGAAAAUACCAUCAAACGACAGAAGAAAGAGCACGUUUCAUGGAAUCGACAGAAUAGUGGGCAGUAUAUGGAGUUAAUUGCAUUUGCAAAGCUGAACAUGCAAAAGCUGAGAAAUAAGGAGCAGGCAGAAAGAAAUGAGAAGCAGACAGAAAGAAAUGAGAAGCAGACAGAGAAAAACAAAGAGGAAAAUGAUUCGUUGAACGACGAUAGUGGGGAUGCGUUUUCUGACUUGGAAACUGAACUUAUUUCAUGA